Messenger RNA from Lagenorhynchus albirostris (white-beaked dolphin), 471 nucleotides. Its product is annotated as HIG1 domain family member 1A, mitochondrial-like. The transcript is spliced from 4 exons. The record is from RefSeq and is a predicted model, not a curated record. Gene Ontology annotation, cellular component: mitochondrion. Gene Ontology annotation, biological process: mitochondrial respirasome assembly; negative regulation of apoptotic process. NCBI's taxonomy places the organism in Eukaryota, Metazoa, Chordata, Mammalia, Artiodactyla, Delphinidae. The coding region runs from base 1 to 339 and encodes 112 amino acids.
AUGGGCGAUUUUAAAGUGGACCCAGAAAACCGCCUAGCGAAAGUGACAGACAUUUGGCCUUUCAGCAGUGAACCAGCAGGUCAGAAGCAUUCUGCUUCUUUAGGAAGAACUGGAAAGAUGAAAGUCCUGUGGACAGCUGAAAGGACAGUGGAUGGAAUGGGAGGUUUUGCAGCAAUUGUUGCAUAUGGAUUAUAUAAAUUGAAGAGCAGGGGCAAUACUAAAGGGUCUAUUCACCUGAUCCACAUGCGCGUGGCAGCCCAAGGCUUUGUUGUGGGAGCAAUGACUCUGGGUGUGGGCUAUUCCAUGUAUCGAGAAUUCUGGGCAAAACCUAAACCUUAGAAGAGGAGAGGCUGUCUUGGUCUCGGUGGCACUUGCUUUAGUUAGACAUCUCAUAUUGAGGUUAUUUGUUUAUGUUGAAAAUAAAUUCUGUGGGUCAGACAAUAACAUGGUAAUUUGAAUACUGGCUCCCUG